GCGCCGGCAACGUCACCGACCGCUGCCAGCACAGCUGCUGACGUCAAACCGGUGACCACGACGUCACCGACGGUCACCAAAACCGACGCCAAAGCGGUGACGGCGACAUCACCGGCCGUCACCACAAACACCAGUGAGGCCAAACCGGUGACAACGGUGACACCGAGCGCCCCCAAAGCCGCCGCUGACGUGAAACCGCCGGCAGCCACGCUGAGCAACGAAACGAAACCGGCGCUGCCACAGCAGCAGCUCCCCAAAGCCGCGGCGCCGAGCGUCGCCACGACCGGCACCGACGUGAAGCCGGCAACCGAACCACCACAGAGCAGCACCAAAACCACCGCCGGCACCACGCCGGUGCCACACGGCAGCCCCAGAGCCAGCGGCGUGACGGUGACACCGCAGAGCGUCCCCAAGGCCACCGCCAACACCGCGCCGGCGACCCCAACGCCGCCACAACAGCCCAUCCCUAAAGGCGCAGCCAGCGCCGCGCCGCUGACACCACCACCACCACAACAGCCCGUCCCAAGGCCCGCCGCCAACGCCACGCCGGUGACGCCGCCACCACAACAGCCCCUCCCAAGGGCCGCCACGCCGGUGACGCCGCAACAGCAGCCCGUCCCCAAAGCCACCACCAACACCGCGCCGGUGGCGGCGGCGCCGCCGCAACAAACCGUCCCCAAGGCCGCCAACAACACCGCACCGGCGGCGGCGACGCCACCGCAGCAGGCCGUCCCCAAAACCACCACGGAGGCCAAACCGGUGACGCCGCAGCCCAUCCUGAAGGCCAACGCCGCGCCGCCGACGCCGCAGCAGCCCGUCCCCAAGGCCGGCGGCACGGACACGGCAACACCACCACCACCGACCGCCCCCAAAGCACCGUCGGACACCAGAGCCGCCACACCCGGCGUCCCCACCGAGCCGCAAAAGGUGCCGGCGACCCCGCAGAGCAUCGCCGACGCCAAACCGCAGCCCAGAGCGUUGGCAGCACCCAACGACGCCACGCCGGCCUCGCCGUCGCCGUCCCCCAACCCCAAAUCCGCACCGCCCGCCCUCCCCAAACCCGUCCCGCUGAUGGCCGUGACCCCGCAGAUGGUGACGGCACAGGUGGUGAUGGCACAGAUGGUGACGGCACAGAUGGUGACUCACCUACCGCCCGCCAAACCUUCCCCCAUCCUCCCCAAAGCGACGCCGAAAAUGAUGACGCCGCCGCCGCCGCCACCGGGCCUGCCGCGGGCGCUGGCGGCCGCCAAGCUGCUGGGGUUGCCUUCCUCCCCGGUGGCUUCGGCAAUGCAUGGCAAAGUGACGCCGCGACCGCUGCCGGCGUCGCCCGUCCCCAUGGCCGCGUCGCCCGCGUCGCUGGGGCCCGACGCCGCCAGGGUGGCCCUGGCAGCCAACAUGGCAGCAACCAACAUGGCGGCAACCAACAUGGCGGCCAACAUGGCGGCCAACAUGGCAGCGGCCAACAUGGUGGCAACCAACAUGGCGGCAACCAACAUGGCGGCCAGCAUGGCAGCCAACAUGGCGGCAACCAAUAUGGCAGCGGCCAACAUGGCGGCCAGCAUGGCAACCAACACCGCGGCGGCACCGGGAGGCAAAAUGGAGGUAGCUGGCGGUGCCCAUCCGUCCCCCAUUGGUGGGGUCACGCAGCCGGCAGCUGGCACGCAGGUGUCACCCAUGGGUGCUGGCGGUGGCGCGCAGGCGUCGGCUGUGCCUGCCGGUAGCGCCGCCCAGCUGUCACCCAUGGGUGCUGGCAGUGCCGCCCAGACGUCGGCUGUAUCCGGCGUCACCGUCACCCAGAUGUCAGCUGCGUCUGCCGGCAGCGCCGCCCAGCCGUCACCCGUGGGUGCUGCCAGCGUCACCCAGGCGUCACCCGUCUCCGCUGGCAGCGCCGCCCAGACGUCACCGCUUCCCACCGGCAACACCGCGCAGGCGUCACCGCUUCCCACCAGCACCGCCGCCCCGCUGUCACCCGCACCCACCGCCACCACCACCCCCGUGUCACCCAGAGCCACGGCACCCCAGCCGUCACCACCGCCCGCCACGGAGACCCCCAAAACCGGCGUCCCCACGCCAACACCACCACUGACCGCCGCCAGCUCUGCCGCCGUCACCGCGUCGCCUCUCGGCGUCACCACAGCGUCUCCCACAACCGCAGCGGUCAGCCAGCCGUCACCCGCCGUCACCCAAACCGCCGCCACGGCGGAUGUCAGCCGCUCGUCACCCGGCCCCGCCGUCACCGAAGCGCCGCCUGUAGCCGCCGCCGCGGCCACCACCGACGUCCCCAAGCCGGCCACCGUAGACGGCACCCAAUCGGCCACUGCAGCCGGAGCCACCACCGCUGACGGCGCCGUCCCCGCCGAGGCGACGCCCGCCAAGGCCAAGCGCAGCUCCUCGUCCUCUUCUUCGUCCUCCUCUUCCUCUUCUUCCUCUUCGUCCUCCUCCUCUUCCUCCUCGUCCGACUCGGAUUCCAGCUCCAGCUCCUCCGAGUCCAACCCCGCCUCCCCAGCCCCCAACGUGGGGGAAGGGCAGCAGCAACAGUGAGUGAUUG
Molecule: messenger RNA, 2548 nt
Organism: Phasianus colchicus (ring-necked pheasant)
Lineage: Eukaryota; Metazoa; Chordata; Aves; Galliformes; Phasianidae
Source: RefSeq, a predicted model, not a curated record